AUGGCCCGAUUCAGUCUCUCAUUCCUCUCUAUUUUCCUCGUCCUUGCGGUCCUCACUCUCUCCAUGCCCACCAAGCGUGAUGAGAAAGCCGCCAGUCAACCGCUUGGACUCGAUGGUCCUAUUGGCGAUUUGGUUCAAAAAGGAAAAAGCGGACAAGAAGGCAGCCCUGAAGGAAGAGGCCAAAAGGCCGAGGCCAAGGCCUAUUCGAAGCUGGCUGAGCAGAGUUCGGCUUCUGGCAAGCCGACUCCGACUCCAACCCCUACCAACAAGCUUUCCUCCGGCAAUUUUGUGACCCCAACUGCUACCCCCCACCCACAAGCCCACAUCUGCACCUAA
Messenger RNA from Penicillium verrucosum, 336 nucleotides. RefSeq lists its product as uncharacterized. The record is from RefSeq and is a predicted model, not a curated record. Lineage: Eukaryota; Fungi; Ascomycota; Eurotiomycetes; Eurotiales; Aspergillaceae. The coding region runs from base 1 to 336 and encodes 111 amino acids. The transcript has 2 exons.